Molecule: messenger RNA, 1103 nt
Organism: Dibothriocephalus latus
Lineage: Eukaryota; Metazoa; Platyhelminthes; Cestoda; Diphyllobothriidea; Diphyllobothriidae
Source: the annotation of a GenBank genome assembly
AUCUUGAUCGUACUCGGAUGGCGUCGGAAGAAAGUAAAGAUACUAGUUCCGGUGCACCUGCUCAGUCGUCUGAGCCACUGUUGGAUAAUCCAUGUGAAGUUUCACUUAGAAGCAAAGUGCAAGACCGCGUCACUGUGGUCAUCCUUUUUUGUAUAAACUUGCUUAACUACAUGGAUAGGUUUACUAUCGCAGGUAAAAUUAGUUUGACGACAAUAAAUUUUGCAGGAAUACCCAACAUGAUUAGAGAUUACUAUGGUAUCGAUAGUAAACUCCUUGGACUUCUUCAAACGUCGUUCAUUGUUUCCUACAUGUCUCUGAGUCCAGUUUUCGGUUACUUAGGUGAUCGGUGGAAAAGAAAGUAUUUAAUUGUGAUUGGACUGACUCUCUGGUCCGUUGUUACAUUAGCGAGCUCUUUCGUUCCCCCAAAUGUAGAUCUCUUUGCCGAUGACGCCAGGACUCGGGUGCUAGGAUUCUUCUAUUUUGCUGUUCCCGUCGGAAGUGGUCUUGGAUUUGUCAUGGGCUCCUGCAUUGCGCAAUCGCUCAACAGCUGGGCUUGGGCUCUCCGCAUUACUCCAGCGCUGGGCCUCCUCUGUAUUCUGGCCCUUAUAUUCUUCCACCAGGAUCCGCCUCGGGGUCUUUGCACCUGUUUUGCUGGCCUUCUGGGAGUGGUUUUGGGCUCCUUUCUUGGACGAAAGUUGCGGGUCUUUACGCCGGUCGCUGAGCCUUACGUCUGUGGUGGCGGUCUUUUGCUGAGCGCACCCUUCAUCUACGCUAGUUUAUUGUCUCCGAACUUCAACUUCUAUCUUUGCAUGUUUUUCGUCUUCAUCGGACAGCUGCUCAUCUGUAUGAACUGGGCUCUGGUAGCAGAUAUGACAAUGUCUAUUGUCAUUCCGACGCGAAGAGCCACUGCCAGUGCCCUUCAGAUGGUUCUCUCACACAGCCUCGGUGAUGCAAUCAGUCCCUUAAUAAUUGGCGCUGUCUGCCAAUGGUUUAUCCUGGAAGAGGCUGACCCCUGGGUAACGUUCAUUCCUGCUGAGUGCUUCGAAUCUAUUAUGGAUCUUUACGACGCAAGAAACUGUUGCUGCACUGGGAGGCUGUACUAG